Fragaria vesca subsp. vesca is the source of this 1077-nucleotide messenger RNA. Its product is annotated as gibberellin 20 oxidase 1-like. Gene Ontology annotation, biological process: flower development; unidimensional cell growth; gibberellin biosynthetic process. The coding region runs from base 1 to 1077 and encodes 358 amino acids. Gene Ontology annotation, molecular function: gibberellin 20-oxidase activity. Lineage: Eukaryota; Viridiplantae; Streptophyta; Magnoliopsida; Rosales; Rosaceae. The record is from RefSeq and is a predicted model, not a curated record. The transcript is spliced from 3 exons.
AUGUCUUUGCAAAUCGAAGAACAAUAUGUUGAGUCUCUCUCCUCCAUGGGACACAAACUAAGUGUCAAGAACUUCAUUUGGUCCAAAGAAGAAUGGCCAUCAAUAAAUCAUGAUGAGUUUACAGAUGCGCACGACAUUCCUGUCAUAAGUCUCCAAGAGAUUUCGGAUGUGAGAAGAAACCCUAAUUAUGAGAAAGUCUGCGAGGACAUGGUGAGUGCUUGUCACAAAUGGGGGUUUUUCAAGUUAGUGGAUCAUGGGGUUGCUCUAGAGAUUGUAAAGAGAUUCAAAGGGAGUAUGAAUGAUCUAUUUGAUCUUCCAAUGGAGCAGAAGCUGAAGGGUGCUAGAUCAACUAGUUUACCUCUGGGCUACUGUGCAACAAAUCCUGAUUAUGGGAAGAAUUUACCUUGGGCAGAGAUCUUACAGUUGCUCCAGUCACCACAAAUGGUGGUUGCAUUUGCAACAAAGGUUUUUGGUGAUCAACAUCAGCCAUUUAGUGAUGCGAUGAUUGAUUAUCUAAAUGCAUUGGAUAAUCUGGGAAUGACCAUAUUGGAAAUGCUAGCUCAUGGAUUGGGUCUUCCAGACAACUUUUUCACAAAGAACUUUGAAGCAAAAGAGGCUACAAUGAUCAGAGUCAACAGAUAUCCUCCUUGUCCUCUCCCAGAAAAAUGUCUUGGGCUGGGAAGCCAUUCAGACCCUCAUACCUUAACCAUAUUGUUACAAGAUGAUGUUGGUGGUCUUCAAGUUCAUAUGAAUGACAACAAAUGGAUUGGCAUCCGUCCUGUUCCAAAUUCUUUCAUCAUCAACAUUGGUGACACUCUUGAGGCUUGGACUAAUGGGAGGUUGAAGAGUGUAGUGCAUAGAGCAGUUGUGAACAAGGAGAAGAAUAGGCUAUCAGCAGCCUAUUUCAUGAGCCCCUCUGAUUCUGCCACAAUUGAGAGCCCUCCUGAGCUCAUGAACCCAAUAAUCAACCCUAGAAAGUACGAGUCAUUCACUUGGGGAGACUUCAAAAAGCAACUUUUGGUUCAAAAAAGGGUUGUUGGUAAAACGGCCCUUGCAAGAUAUCUAAUUCCAAACUGA